Macaca mulatta (Rhesus monkey) is the source of this 6329-nucleotide messenger RNA. It is a transcript of the gene ARHGEF28, whose product is annotated as Rho guanine nucleotide exchange factor 28. Lineage: Eukaryota; Metazoa; Chordata; Mammalia; Primates; Cercopithecidae. Gene Ontology annotation, biological process: cell morphogenesis; regulation of Rho protein signal transduction. Gene Ontology annotation, molecular function: guanyl-nucleotide exchange factor activity. The record is from RefSeq and is a predicted model, not a curated record.
UUUGGACAUCAGGUGACCUCACAAAACAAAACAAACAUUUCUUGCUAUCGUUUCUACUAAAAGAAAUGCUUAAAAGAGACUCCCUGAUAACAUUUGGGAUAUCUUUUUUUUUCCACUGCAGAUCUCGGCUGUUGUGCUUGAGCUUCUUUGGGGCAUGCAUAUCUAUGUGCCUAUAGGAAGCGGAGAAGUGAGCCUGAGCAGUGCCACGAUUUAUGGGGAGGCAGUAAUGAGCUUCUCCUGAAUGCUAAUUACUGGAGAAUUGUUCAGGGAGACUGCAAGAACUGUUGGUUUGUGGUAAAUUAGUCACCAACUCUAUUGAGAUGGACUGAAAGUUUAGAUCAGAGCUAUAAAGGCGCCAAAAUCCUGAUGAUUGACGGCCAAACUUGGUGACAGGACCAAUAUGGAAAUACCCCAAUUGUGCUAAACAGUGGCAGAUAACUUUGUAUGAAUCUAAUGAAACGAGUACAAUCUAUAUAAAAGUUAAAACUUCCAACCACAUUAGGAUUAAAAGGGUGGUGAGACUGGAUUCUUAAAUGAAUGAUCAGAGCUGUUUUGGUUCUUAGAUCCGAAAAGCUGCCCAAGCUGCCAAUGGUAUGAAAGAACAGUCUGCUCUGGAAAGAGCUCUUCCUGGAGUCUGCUGCCCUUCAUUUGCCUGGGGAUCAAGCUUUCUGGCUGUCCACACACAUAAACCUCAACCUUUAUCUAACACAGCACUGGGUGGCUCUUCCGAGAAGCGAUACUCUCACUCAAAACAAGCCUGCAUUCGGGGGCUUUUCUUCAAUCACAGGCAGCUCUCUUUUAAUUCCCAGUUACCGUCCUCCUUCAUUUCCAUUUCCAGCAACGAGAAGAGGGGAGUUAAUGAUUCAUUUGCUCCCAAUGACCUUUUGAAUAAGUGGACUGCAGUGUUUGAGCCACUCUUAGCUCCCCGCCUUCUCCCUCCUUUACUUCCCUAGUUUGGCUUUAAUAUUUACAGCCUCCUUGUCGGUCUACACGCCUGAAUGCCCGAAGGAAGCAAAACAUUUAUUGCCUUUCCCUCCCUGGUGUGCAGGAGCUAUUUCAUCCAGUCUCAUUCCUUCCCUUUACAUCACACGGGGAGGCUUGCCUCCUGACUGGGGACGCCCCGAGUUCUUCCCGAGUCUCUACUGUUUCAUCUGUUGAUUUCACCAAAACAAAAAGAUGGAUUCUGACUCCGACUCACCUUUUAACUACUCGUGGCCUUCCUUUCCCAAAAUGAAGAUUCGAAGAAGGACGCCCAAACAAGAUCGCUCCUUCGAUGUCCUAAAAAAAUCCAAGCCACCCUCUACUUUGCUUGCUGCAGGCCGGCUUUCGGACAUGCUGAACGGAGGUGAUGAAGUCUAUGCUAACUGUAUGGUGAUCGAUCAGGUUGGCGAUUUGGAUAUCAGCUAUAUUAAUAUAGAGGGAAUCACUGCAACUACCAGCCCUGAAUCCAGAGGUUGCACUCUGGGGCCUCAGAGCAGCAAACACACCCUUCCUACAGAAACCAGCCCCAGUGUGUACCCACUAAGUGAAAAUGACGAAGGGACAGUACAUUCUGAAGCCCAGAGGUCCUUCAUGUCACCAUCGAGUUCGUGUGCUUCCAACUUGAAUCUUUCUUUUGGUUGGCAUGGAUUUGAAAAGCAACAAAGUCAUCUAAAGAAAAGAAGUUCCAGCCUUGAUGCCUUGGACGCCGACAGUGAAGGGGAAGGGCAUUCUGAGCCGUCGCACAUCUGUUACACUCCAGGGUCUCAGAGCUCCUCAAGAACUGGGAUUCCUAGUGGGGAUGAAUUGGACUCUUUUGAGACUAACACUGAACCAGAUUUUAAUAUCUCCAGGGCUGAAUCACUUCCUCUUUCAAGUAAUCUACAGUCGAAGGAAUCAUUGCUUUCUGGAGUUCGCUCACGUUCUUACUCUUGCUCAUCACCCAAAAUUUCUUUAGGAAAAACUCGUUUGGUGCGUGAAUUAACAGUGUGCAAUUCAAGUGAAGAGCAAAGAGCUUACAGCCUACCGGAGCCACCAAGAGGAAAAAGAAUUCAGGAAGAAGAAUGGGAUAAAUACAUCAUACCUGCCAAAUCAGAGUCUGAAAAAUAUAAAGUGAGUCGAACUUUCAGUUUCCUCAUGAAUAGGAUGACUAGCCCUCGGAAUAAAUCAAAGACAAAAAGCAAGGAUGCCAAAGAUAAAGAGAAGCUAAAUCGACAUCAGUUUGCCCCAGGAACCUUCUCUGGGGUUCUGCAGUGCUUGGUUUGUGAUAAAACACUCCUGGGGAAAGAGUCACUGCAGUGUUCCAACUGUAAUGCAAAUGUGCACAAGGGUUGUAAAGAUGCUGCGCCUCUAUGCACCAAGAAAUUCCAAGAGAAACAUAACAAGAACAAACCACAGACCAUCCUUGGAAAUUCUUCAUUUAGAGACAUCCCACAGCCUGGUCUCUCCUUGCACCCUUCUUCCUCCAUGCCUGUUGGAUUGCCGACUGGAAAGAGGGAGACUGCGGGACACGCUCAUCCAUUGUCCAGAAGUGUUCCAGGCACCACCUUGGAAAGGAGGUCAGCCACAUCCUUGGAGUCUGAGAGUGACAGUAACAGCUGCAGAAGCAGGUCUCAUUCUGAUGAGCUGCUACAGUCCAUGGGCUCUUCUCCCUCUACAGAGUCUUUCAUAAUGGAAGAUGUUGUGGAUUAUUCUCUGUGGAGUGACCUCAGCAGUGAUGCCCAGGAGUUUGAAGCAGAAUCUUGGAGUCUUGUGGUGGAUCCCUCAUUUUGUAAUAGGCAGGAGAAGGAUGUCAUCAAAAGACAGGAUGUCAUUUUUGAGCUAAUGCAAACAGAGAUGCAUCACAUCCAGACCCUGUUCAUCAUGUCUGAGAUCUUCAGGAAAGGCAUGAAAGAGGAGCUUCAGCUGGACCACAGCACCGUGGAUAAAAUUUUCCCCUGUUUAGAUGAGUUGCUUGAAAUCCACAGGCUUUUCUUCUACAGUAUGAAGGAACGAAGGCAGGAAUCCUGUGCCGGCAGUGACAGGAAUUUUGUGAUCGACCGAAUUGGAGAUAUUCUGGUACAGCAGUUUUCAGAAGAAAAUGCAAGUAAAAUGAAGAAAAUAUAUGGAGAAUUCUGUAGCCAUCAUAAAGAAGCUGUUAACCUCUUUAAAGAACUCCAGCAGAAUAAAAAGUUUCAGAAUUUUAUUAAGCUCCGAAAUAGUAAUCUUUUGGCUCGACGCCGAGGAAUUCCAGAAUGCAUUCUGUUGGUCACUCAGCGUAUUACAAAAUACCCUGUCUUGGUGGAAAGGAUAUUGCAGUACACAAAGGAAAGAACCGAAGAACAUAAGGACUUAUGCAAAGCUCUUUGCUUAAUUAAAGACAUGAUCGCAACAGUGGAUUUAAAAGUCAAUGAAUAUGAGAAAAACCAAAAAUGGCUUGAGAUCCUAAAUAAGAUUGAAAACAAAACAUACACGAAGCUCAAAAAUGGACAUGUGUUUAGGAAGCAGGCACUGAUGAGUGAAGAAAGGACUCUGUUAUAUGAUGGCCUUGUUUACUGGAAAACUGCUACAGGUCGUUUCAAAGAUAUCCUAGCUCUACUUCUAACUGAUGUGCUGCUCUUUUUACAAGAAAAAGACCAGAAAUACAUCUUUGCAGCCGUUGAUCAGAAGCCAUCGGUUAUUUCCCUUCAAAAGCUUAUUGCUAGAGAAGUUGCUAAUGAGGAGAGAGGAAUGUUUCUGAUCAGUGCUUCGUCUGCUGGUCCUGAGAUGUAUGAAAUUCAUACCAAUUCCAAGGAGGAACGCAAUAACUGGAUGAGACGGAUCCAGCAGGCUGUAGAAAGUUGUCCUGAAGAAAAAGGGGGAAGGACAAGUGAAUCUGACGAAGACAAGAGGAAAGCUGAAGCCAGAGUGGCCAAAAUUCAGCAAUGUCAAGAAAUGCUCACUAACCAAGACCAACAAAUUUGUGCGUAUUUGGAGGAGAAGCUGCAUAUCUAUGCUGAACUUGGAGAACUGAGUGGAUUUGAGGACGUCCAUCUAGAGCCCCACCUCCUUAUUAAACCUGACCCAGGCGAGCCUCCCCAGGCAGCCUCAUUACUGGCAGCAGCACUGAAAGAAGCUGAGAGCCUACAAGUUGCAGUGAAGGCCUCACAGAUGGGCGACGUGAGUCAAUCACGCGAGGACAGCCGUGGAGACUCUGUCUUGGUGGACACACUCAGUUCUCAUGAUGUACCAGGAUCGCCGACUGCCUCAUUAGUCACAGGAGGGAGAGAAGAAAGAGGCUGUUCGGAUGUGGAUCCCGGGAUCCAGGGUGUGGUAACCGACUUGGCUGUCUCUGAUGCAGGGGAGAAGGUGGAAUGUAGAAAUUUUCCAGGUUCUUCACAGUCAGAGAUUAUACAAGCCAUACAGAAUUUAACCCGUCUCUUAUAUAGCCUUCAGGCCGCCUUGACCAUUCAGGACAGCCACAUUGAGAUCCACAGGCUGGUUCUCCAGCAGCAGGAGGGCCUGUCUCUCGGCCACUCUGUCCUCCGAGGCGGCCCUUUGCAGGACCAGAAGUCCCGCGACGCGGACAGGCAGCAUGAGGAGCUGGCCAACGUGCAUCAGCUCCAGCACCAGCUCCAGCAGGAGCAGCGGCGCUGGCUCCGCAGGUGUGACCAGCAGCAGCGGGCGCAGGCGGCCAAGGAGAGCUGGCUGCAGGAGCGGGAGCGGGAGUGCCAGUCGCAGGAGGAGCUGCUGCUGCGGAGCCGUGGGGAGCUGGACCUCCAGCUCCAGGAGUAUCAGCACAGCCUGGAGCGGCUGAGGGAGGGCCAGCGCCUGGUGGAGAGGGAGCGGGCGAGGAUGCAGGCCCAGCAGAGCCUGCUGAGCCACUGGAAGCACGGCCGGCAGAGGAGCCUGCCCGCGGUGUUCCUUCCAGGUGGCCCCGAGGUAAUGGAACUUAAUCGAUCUGAGAGUUUGUGUCAUGAAAACUCAUUCUUCAUCAAUGAAGCUUUAGUACAAAUGUCAUUUAACACUUUCAACAAACCGAAUCCAUCAGUUAUACAUCAGGAUGCCACUUACCCCACAACUCGAUCUCCUUCUGACUUGGUAAGGACUAGUGAAAAUCAAGUAGACCUCAAGAUGGACCCUUCUCAGCCUUCGAAUGUCAGUCACGAACUGUGGACAGCCGCCGCUGGGUCCAGCCAUCAGAUACUUCCUUUCCACGAAAGCAGCAAGGAUUCUUGUAAAAAUGAUUUGGAAACCUCCCACACUGAGUCCCCAACCCCUCAUGACUCAAAUUCACACCGCUCUCAACUGCAGGCGUUUAUAACAGAAGGAAAGCUAAAUCUACCGGCAAGGACAAUGACCAGACAAGAUGGGGAAACUGGAGAUGGCGCCAAAGAAAAUAUUGUUUACCUCUAAUUGUGUUGUCAUUUUUCCAAACAAAACAAAACACUGGCACUUUUGGGAGAAACUUUUUUUUUUUUUCCAUUCCUCAUGUAUGUGUGAUUGUCUGUGUCCAAAUUGCUUUAAGAAUAAUAUUUAAUAUUUCCUGCAAGCUCAUUUUUUGGCAUAAGUCUAAUUAAAUUAUUGAAAGCAGCCCUGUUUGUAUAAUCUUUAACUUAUCACAUCUAAUUUCAGAUUUCUGGAGGAGAAGCUAACUUGAACAAGCAGAAAUAUUUUAAAAGUUGUUUUGACUCUAGAGUAAAAUUCCAUGUCACAUUUUCUAUCCAAUCACUGGAUUUCGAGAUUCCUUUUAAGAUCUCAAUGAAGCAAUUUGGAUUUAAAGAGUGGUAUUCACAAGGGGUGAACUUUCACAGCCAGGGCAGUUGCCUCAGUGCCCACAUAGGCAGAGGAGGAUGUGGGAAAGGGCUUUUCUCAGCUAGUUUUUAUGUGCUUAUUUCUUCUGGGAGCAUUAAAAGUGGUGAUCUGUUACAGUCACUAUUCAACUGGGCACCUGUUGUGAUUGGUCAGUCACUGAGCUAGGGAUACAGUCCGGACUUGCUUAGUACCUAAGCCUAAUGCUGGUGGGGUUUCAAGACACAGUUCAGCAUCAUCUUUUAACGAGGCCCAGAGGCCUAGAGCUCCCAGUAAGUCAUUUUGAUGUAAAUAGUGAACUUUGUUAGAGCCCUCAGUUCUAUCAGCUGGCCUGUCCCUCCCAGCACCUAGAGCACCAACUACCACUCCCUGGAAAGAACCCUUCUCUGCAGUUUUUUUAAGGACAAAACUGCCCACUCCUCAUGAAGCUUGCUGCCUGGAAACACGUUUCCACAAAGGAAAACUGGCAUAUCCUGCCUUCUGAGUAGUAUGGGUCUGUGUGAGAAACCAGGAGAUAUUUUUAUCUUGUUCGGAAGUACUUGUAUGUAUUUUGGUGUCAAUAAAUAUCUUUUACCUCAUUA